AAUAAUCAGCCAGAUGGUUCUGAGAGAACCGAUUCAUAUAUAAAAAGUGGUGGCAAAAAAAAUAAUGAGCCAGAGAGCUCUAGCACUUCUUCAGAACAAAUCAUAUCCGCUACUAUUUCUAAAGAAAAAAUUUCAUUAGGUAGUGCG
This is a messenger RNA of Racocetra persica, 147 nucleotides long. NCBI's taxonomy places the organism in Eukaryota, Fungi, Glomeromycota, Glomeromycetes, Diversisporales, Gigasporaceae. The record is from the annotation of a GenBank genome assembly.